UUCAUUUCUAUUGACACUGAUAUUUGAUACAUCACUUGCCUUGUUCAUGUCCUCUUUUGACCCUCCCUCCUCUCUUAAUCUCUCUUCCUCCUCUUCCCUAUUCCUUCAUCUUUGUCAAACACUGUGUUCAAGUAAUGCACUCCAACACCUGGUCAUCAUAAUCAUCAUCAAAAAAACGUCGCCAUAAACCUUAGCUAGCUUCGAGAGAGAGAGAGAGAGAGAGAGAGAGAACAAAAGAUGGGGUCUUUGGGUGUUGAAGUUGCAGAGAAGAAGGCAAUGUGGCUCUACCCAAAGGUUAUGGGAUUCAAUCCUUCUGAGAGAUGGGGUCAUUCUGCUUGUUACUCUCAAGGGAUUCUCUAUGUUUUUGGGGGAUGUUGCGGCGGUUUGCAUUUCAGCGACGUUCUUCUGCUAAAUCUGGACACAAUGGUUUGGAAUGCUCUUGUAUCGACUGGUCAAGGACCUGGUCCAAGAGACAGCCACAGUGCUGUUGCUGUGGGCCAGAGAAUGAUAGUAUUCGGCGGCACCAAUGGCUCCAAGAAAGUAAACGAUCUUCACAUACUAGAUUUUGCAACAAAAGAAUGGAUACAACCGGAGUGUAACGGGACUCCGCCUUCACCUCGUGAAAGUCACACUGCCACACUUGUUAGCGAGGAGAAAUUAGUGAUAUUUGGGGGCAGUGGAGAAGGUGAAGGAAAUUACUUGAAUGAUUUGCAUAUUCUAGAUCUCAAGACUAUGACAUGGACUUCCCCUGAAGUGAAGGGUGAUAUUCCCAUCCCUAGAGACAGUCAUAAUGCUGUUGCAAUAGGAAACAAGCUCUUUGUAUAUGGCGGGGACUGUGGUGACCGGUACAACGGCGAUGUUGAUAUGCUUGAUAUUAACACACUUACUUGGUCAAGGUUGUCUGUUCAAGGUUCUUCACCGGGUGUGAGAGCAGGUCAUGCCGCUGUGAACAUUGGUACAAAGGUUUAUGUCAUUGGAGGGGUUGGAGACAAACACUACUAUAAUGAUGUUUGGAUCCUAGAUGUAAGUACUUGUUCUUGGAUGCAGCUUGAUAUACGAGGCCAGCAGCCGCAAGGGCGGUUCUCUCAUACAGCUAUUGUUACAGAUCUUGAUAUAGCUAUCUAUGGCGGGUGUGGGGAGGAUGAGCGUCCUCUCAAUGAGUUAUUGGUGUUGCAGUUAGGAGCCGAGCAUCCCACUGGCCGUUACAACAUUUCCAUGUGCAAAAUCUUUGGAAACCAUUGGAACCAAGAGAGAAGGUCCUCAAGAGAAGGGAAUAACAUGAAAGCCAUGAUUUUGGGAAAUAAUGCAGCAGUGAGAGAGCACGCCUAUGAACCCGAAUCAGAGAGCAAGCGGCCACUUCCAUUCAAUUCAGAUACUUUACAUCCCAAGAGGAGGAGAACCACAACUGCAAAAACAUGGGAUGUUGAAUCAGAGCAAGAGGAGCACUCUCUUUCACUUUCCCACAGUUUAUCUCCAUCGCUGUUCAUCUCC
Morus notabilis is the source of this 1491-nucleotide messenger RNA. RefSeq names its product rab9 effector protein with kelch motifs. The transcript is spliced from 7 exons. The record is from RefSeq and is a predicted model, not a curated record. Lineage: Eukaryota; Viridiplantae; Streptophyta; Magnoliopsida; Rosales; Moraceae. Gene Ontology annotation, molecular function: protein binding. The annotation marks the transcript as partial.